AUGGUUGAAUCUGUUCCCCGGAUUUGUCGUCCAGUUCCACCUCCAAAAUCGCCAUCACUUCUCAGUGGGAUUUCGUUCGAGUCAGGCACGAAAAAGAUGGGAAUCACGCCGGUGUAUUUCUUUUCGCACGGGUCGACUCGAAUGAUCGAGGAAGAUUGCGAGUCCGGCACGUACUGGAAGCAAUGCGGCGAUGAGGCUCUCGCGCACGGAGUCAAAGGCAUCGUCAUGAUGGGAGCACAUUGGGAUUGUGUCGGCGACAAACUUGAAGUGGCGACAAACCCAGCACCUAACAAGUCCUUCUGCCCCUACGCCACGCCAUCCAUCUACAAGGACUGGAAACCCAACCCGGACCUCGAAACGGCAGAGAAGUGUAUCCUGAUGCUGAGCGCCGAAGGAUUCAACGUGGCCGGCAAUCCCAACUUCGACUGGAUCCACGACACGUUUCUCAUUCUGAUCCGUAUGUUCCCGGACGCAGCGACGUGUCCACCCACGACUAUCAUCUCCAUGAACGCACGGUACGAUCCGCACUACCACGCACAGGUGGGCGCGACGCUCCGCCCGCUCCGUGAACAAGGGUACCUCCUGAUCGGGACCGGCGGAGCGGUCCACAACCUGUACCGCAACGAGUGGAAGCCCAUGGUGCUGUACAAGGACAGCAUGGGCCAGGAGACGCCGCCAGAGACGUGGGCGUUGGAUUUCCGACAGGCAGCCGAGGACGCCGUCACGCGCAACACGGGGCCCAGGCUGCGUAAAGCCAUGGCGUGGCUGAUGAAACACCCCCAGUACCGCGCUGCCCAAGCCACCGACGACCACUGGAUGCCAGCCAUGUUCUGCGCUGGCGCCGCGGGUCACUUUGACGACGUCAACACCAAGAACCUCCUGGCGGCCGAGACGUGGGAGUUGACCAACAUGUGCAACUCGCAAUAUGUCAUGGGCUCUUAUGCGGAUGACGAGACGAGACAGGUUGCUGUGCGUGGCUGA
Cladophialophora immunda is the source of this 981-nucleotide messenger RNA. RefSeq lists its product as uncharacterized. The record is from RefSeq and is a predicted model, not a curated record. Bases 1 to 981 code for a protein of 326 amino acids. Lineage: Eukaryota; Fungi; Ascomycota; Eurotiomycetes; Chaetothyriales; Herpotrichiellaceae. The transcript is spliced from 3 exons. Gene Ontology annotation, molecular function: zinc ion binding; oxidoreductase activity, acting on single donors with incorporation of molecular oxygen; ferrous iron binding.